AUGACCUGUGAUACGUCCAGGCCAUGUAAGCGUUGUAUCCAGCGAAAUCUACAAGACACUUGUGAAGACGCUCCACGGAAACGGAAGAAGUACUUGGCAGAUGUCCCAGCAUCCAUGAUUAAGGCGCUGUCUGUUGAUGAUAGUAACACCUCUGUUCCUUCAACCCAACAGACUCCUUUUCCACAGCAUACAAACCAGCAGCAACCCCAGAACCAUCAAGUUCAUCAGGCUACCAUGUUCCAACACUCAGCAUCUGUUCCAAAUUACGUUCACCAUAGACCUACGUUACUUUAUAAGAGCAUGAGUCAACGAGAGCCAAUAAAAGAGGAGUCCCCGAGCUCCCUAUUUUCAGACCAGCCUUAUACGAUGGACCAAAACUAUCCAAGAAGCCGGGUAGGCAGUACAGACGAUCAAUGGCAACAAAACGCCCAAUCACAAGACAAUCAAAAACAAAGGAAGCCCACGAACUUUCUUUCUUCUGCCGCUGAUCUCGAGUAUUCCCAGCUUUCCAACAUCCUUCAAGACAAUUUCAUGGGUCUCAACCCAAACCAUCUGGCAACUUCCACCGAGGGAACACCCAAUUCUGUCAAUAUAUCGCCGGUGCUUUCGCCUCAUGGAAUGCUUCAAAAAAGCGUCACUUCCCCUUCAUCUUUGGGUGCAAGCACAUACAAUGCAACUACAGCAGACUCCUCCACGCGACAGCCUUCUUCUCCGCAUAAAAGACUAUAUCAAGAUAACGAGUUUCCUCGUUGUGAUGGCCGCAUCAACCAAUACUUUUUGGAUCCCUCUGAUGAACGUUCGACAUUUCCCGAUGUCAUACAAGCAAUUGAGGCUAUGAGAGACUCAGAUCCUUCUGUGUACUAUGAACGCAACCAGAAACUGAUGCUAUCAUUCACCAUUGGUACGAACCCUGAAGACCUGUCAGGUCACAUAAUGGACGACAAUGGGUUGCAAUACCUGGAGCCUGAGAGCAUCUAUGCGACAGUGUCAAAGCCAUUUUCGUAUACUCCCGGGUUCCAUAAGCUUAUUGCAUACUUACGAAGCCGGUUUCCAAAAGAAAUGUUGGUCAAGAUGGCUGAAUCUAUGGCUUCCUAUCGACCAUCUUUCAUUGCAUGUACAAACUCGCUACGAGAGGCUGAUCUUAUCUUUAUGGAGCAGUGUUUCCAGCGUACCCUUUUAACUUAUGACAACUUUAUCAAAGUAAGUGGAACGCCUACAAUCGUAUGGCGAAGAACAGGAGAGAUUGCCUAUGUUGGAAGAGAAUUCAGCAUCCUCACAGGCUGGACUAAAGACCAACUUAUGGGCCAGAAAAUCAACUUUAUUGUCGAACUUCUAGAUGAUAAGUCCGUUGUUGAGUACUUCCAGCUUUUCCUGAGAAUCGCGUUUGGUGAUUUCUUAGGUGCUACCAUGACAGAGUGCACGCUUCUUACACCCAAACACGAUGUGAAAAUUAGAACUGGGUGUAUUUGGACAUUAAAGCGUGAUGUGUUUGGUAUCCCAAUGAUGGUUAUCGGCAAUUUCCUUCCAAUAGUCUAA
Messenger RNA from Candidozyma haemuli, 1536 nucleotides. It is a transcript of the gene ZCF11, whose product is annotated as Zcf11p. Gene Ontology annotation, molecular function: RNA polymerase II transcription regulatory region sequence-specific DNA binding; DNA-binding transcription factor activity. Bases 1 to 1536 code for a protein of 511 amino acids. The record is from RefSeq and is a predicted model, not a curated record. The transcript has a single exon. NCBI's taxonomy places the organism in Eukaryota, Fungi, Ascomycota, Pichiomycetes, Serinales, Metschnikowiaceae. Gene Ontology annotation, biological process: cellular response to starvation; regulation of DNA-templated transcription. Gene Ontology annotation, cellular component: nucleus.